GCUACGGAUGGAGCCCUGCGGAGUGAGGACUGGGCUCUCAACAUGGAAAUCUGCGAUAUCAUUAAUGAGACCGAAGAAGGGCCCAAAGAUGCUUUCAGAGCCAUAAAGAAGAGAAUUGUAGGGAAUAAGAACUUUCAUGAAGUUAUGUUGGCUUUAACGGUCCUGGAGACAUGUGUUAAAAACUGCGGCCAUCGCUUCCAUGUCCUUGUGGCCAGCCAGGACUUUGUAGAAGGUGUCCUGGUGAGAACAAUCCUGCCCAAGAACAAUCCUCCUGCCAUUGUGCAUGACAAGGUGCUGACGCUCAUCCAGUCCUGGGCAGAUGCCUUCCGGAGCUCCCCGGACUUGACAGGUGUUGUCACUGUCUAUGAAGACCUGAGGCGGAAAGGUCUGGAGUUCCCCAUGACUGACCUGGACAUGCUGUCACCCAUCCACACACCACAGAGGACUGUGUAUAGCACUGACUCACAGUCUGGGCAGACCUUGCCUGCCGUCAGCUCUGCUCAGCGGAUAGAGUCCAUCCUGCAUCCUGUCACGCUGCCCAUGGGGACUGGCACUUCCAGCAAUGUGCUCAUCACACCCACACCAGAGCAGGUCGGGAAGCUGCGCAGUGAGCUGGAAGUGGUGAACGGGAACAUGAAGGUGAUGUCGGAGAUGUUGACAGAGUUGGUGCCAGCGCAGGCCGAGACGUCCGACCUGGAAUUGCUGCAAGAGCUGAAUCGGACAUGCAGAGCGAUGCAGCAGCGUGUGCUGGAGCUGAUCCCCCGUAUCCUCCAUGAGCAGCUCACCGAGGAGCUACUCCUCAUCAAUGACAACCUCAACAACGUGUUUCUGCGCCACGAAAGGUUUGAGCGUCUUCGGACUGGACAGCCUGUUAAGAUGACAAAUGAGGCAGAGAACAGCUUGAUUGAUCUGGGACCCAGUGCUCCUUCUGCAGGGAGACAACCUGAAGCCACCAACAAUCUCUCUUCUCAGCUGGCUGGAAUGAACCUGGGCUCGAGCAGUGUGAGUGCAGGGCUGCACUCCCUCGACACCUCUGGCAAGACGGAAGAAGAGUUUGACAUGUUUGCCCUGACUCGGGGCAGCUCCCUGGCCGAGCAGCGCAAAGAGAUGAAGUACGAAGAUCCUCAAGCCUCCAAAGGACUAGCUGGCGCCCUGGAUGCCCGGCAGCAGAACACUGGAGCGGGGGAACCUGGUGUCUCCAGUGAUGGAGCCCAACUGACUAACUGGAUGAUGCGACAAGGAAUGGUGCCAGUCCCUCAAGCCAAUUUCAUGGAAGACAUAGAGAAGUGGCUCUCCACUGAUGUGGGAGAUUCAGAGGAUGGAAAAGGAGUCACCAGUGAAGAGUUUGACAAGUUCCUGGAAGAGCGAGCAAAAGUUGCGGACCGGCUACCCACUUUGUCCAGCUCCUCAGCAGGGACAUCUGUCACCGCUCCUGCCGCCAGCCAUCAUCGGAAGCAGGCAAAGGAAGAUGAUGCUAUGUUUGCCUUGUGAACACUACAGACUGGUGUGCAGUGGAAUAAGAGGCUGUGUGUAUUGUUUUGCUUGCCUCUGACCAGGGGCCAGCAGGGGAAGGGCUCUGUCCCCUUCCUCCACUCUAUUCCUGUUUUUCUUUUGAGUUGUUUUUAUUUUUAAGCUGCUUUCAGCUUCCAGAUAAUCAUUGUUGUGUUUAGGGAUGUCGUAUGGUAGACUUGCGAAGGGGGUUUUCAAAGCUGCUAGAGAACAUGGA
Molecule: messenger RNA, 1726 nt
Organism: Tinamus guttatus (white-throated tinamou)
Lineage: Eukaryota; Metazoa; Chordata; Aves; Tinamiformes; Tinamidae
Source: RefSeq, a predicted model, not a curated record